This is a messenger RNA of Talaromyces amestolkiae, 1158 nucleotides long. RefSeq lists its product as uncharacterized. Gene Ontology annotation, molecular function: FMN binding; NADPH dehydrogenase activity. Lineage: Eukaryota; Fungi; Ascomycota; Eurotiomycetes; Eurotiales; Trichocomaceae. The coding region runs from base 1 to 1158 and encodes 385 amino acids. The transcript has 3 exons. The record is from RefSeq and is a predicted model, not a curated record.
AUGGGUUCAAUCGAGGUUUCUAGCUCACUUUUCCAGCCUCUCAAGCUAGGUGCAGUGACCUUGGGUCACCGAGUUGUGCAGGCUCCUUGCACUCGUAUGAGAGCGACCAAAGAGUCAGAUGGAGUCUAUGUUCCGAACGAUCUAAAUGUUGAAUACUACGGACAGCGUGCUUCCCAAGGGGGUCUCAUGCUGACAGAGGCAACUCCAAUCAGUAGAAUUGCCGCUGGAUACCCAGGCGUUCCCGGAAUUUUCACAGCCUCACAAAUCGCUGGGUGGAAGAAGGUGACCGAUGCCGUCCACACCAAAGGUGGCUUCAUAUACUGUCAAUUAUGGCACGUCGGUCGCGCAACUGUUCCAUCUUUUAUUGAGGGAAAGGAAGUUCUCGGUGCAAGUGACAUCCCAAUCACCGGUAAAGCAAUGGAUGGUAAUGACUACGCUGCAACUCCUCCCCGGCCUAUGACGGUCGACGAAAUACGAGAAACUACCGCCGAGUACGCAGCUGCGGCUAAAAGGUCAAUUGAAGCAGGAUUUGAUGGUGUUGAAAUUCACGCUGCGAACGGUUACCUUCUCGACCAAUUCCUCCACGACAACGUCAACAAUCGAACAGACGACUACGGCGGCUCUGUUGAGAAACGCUCUCGCAUUGUUUUGGAAGUGAUUGAAGCAGUUUCAAAGGCCAUUGGUGCGGAGCGAGUAGGCAUCCGCCUAUCGCCUUACAACUAUUUCCAAGACACACGAGACUCGAACCCUAAUGCCCACUGGCUCACGAUCUGUGAACAGAUCGCCAGCUUGCCCUCAGAGAUUCGACCAGCAUAUGUGCACAUGAUCGAGCCUCGUUUUGAUGAAGAGUUGGAUGAAGCAGCUAAGAUGAGCUCACUACCAGUUGAGAAGCCAUCACUCAAUGUCUUCCGUCCAGCUUUGAAGCAAGGCGGAAUUGCAUUUCUUGCUGCCGGCAACUUCAAUUCCGAAAAUGCAGCUGUCAAGUUGACAGACGAUGAGGCCGAUGCCAUAGCAUUUGGUCGUUUGUUCAUUGCCAACCCAGAUUUGCCGAGAAGAUUGAAGGAGGGACUGCCCUUGAAUCCAUACGAUCGAUCAACUUUCUAUGGUGCGAAUCCUCCAGAGAAGGGAUACACUGACUAUGCAUUCUAUAGUAAAUAG